UAUCUAACGAAACACGCAAAGCUGAAACUCCUGUCUGAGUCCUUUUCUUUUCCAUGUGAAAGUAAUUGGGAACGACACCCUCAGGGACUGUGUGGGAUUAACUGAAAUGGCGUCUACAACAGCAGAGGCUACAGAAUCAUCUUUGGAAAUCGAGUUGACCAAGAAAUCAACUCGCAAAGAUGGAACUAGAAAUUCAGAAGGAAAAAAACGUCGGCGGGUGAACACCAUCUACUUGUGGGAAUUUUUACUGGAUCUCCUGGCAAAUGAUGAUUUACGCACUAUAAUAUGCUGGAGUCGAAGAGAAUUCAAAGAAUUUAAACUGAAAAGACCCGAGGAGGUAUCAAGAAGAUGGGGUCUGGUUAAACGAAAGAAGGGAAUGAAUUAUGAGAAACUCAGUCGAGCAUUACGAUUCUAUUAUGGCCAAGGAAUCAUUCAAAAGAUUCCUGGCCAACCUUUCACGUACAAGUUCGACAGGCUGCCUUACAAAUAUGAGCCAAGAGUCUCAAAGUCAAGUGAUCAAGAAAGCAAAACGAGUUCAUCUGACAGAGAACAAGAGAAAAUUUCAUCUGACAAGUCUACAUUACAUAAAACUGGACAAUCCUCACUCUCGUCUUCAUCUGAGCAGUCAACACUUUCUCCUGCCGAGACUCCCCGGGGGAGAUGUACAUCCCCCUGUCUGGUACCCAUACUUGCAGAGUCAGCACAAGCGAGCCGGGAGACAGUUGAAUAUUGUUCUCCUCAAGAAAGCAAUAUUUCAAGCUUCAGUAGAAAAAAGAUUGAAAGCUAUCAUCCCCAAAGUUGUCUAAAGCGAAAUCAAAUGAAUUCAACUAAGGCUACACCGGUCCCAGUAAUAAAACGAGUUGCCUCAUACAAUUGUCAAUGAACAAAUUUCUUAUCAUCAAAAUAGCUGCCUUUUUGUGAAUGAAAUUCAAGAUAAAGCUGAACAAACUAUCGCAUGUGGGAAAUAUCCAGGGUGAAAUAACAGUGUUAUAAACCGCAGCCAGGACUCAGUCUUUUAAAAGCUCGACAGUUUUGUCAGGUUGCAGAUUUCUUGGAUGUGAGAUGAACAUUUAUCAAUUUUGCUGUUGUUUUGUCGGAAACUCUCGUGGCCAAUCAAGCAACCAUUCGUUAAGUCUGUUAUGUACAGGUUUUAAACAUUCUUAUUUUCUCAUUUUGUAGGUUGCAGGCCAGAGAUUAGUGUACAAGUUUAACGAACUGCCAUAUAACUGUGAACCUGGUGUAACGAGAUCUCUUUACCAAGGGAACAGAAUCAAGGUUUCCAUCCAAGAACCAACGAAAUCUAAAGAAGCCGACCCCACCCCUCCCAAGACAAAUACUAACACUUCACUGUCAGCUUUUACUCCAGUUCGAGGACAUCCCAAAAAGAGCUGGUCUUGGCCGCUUCUUUCCACGCCAUCGAAUCCUUUCGUUUUGUACCCAGGUUCCACUCCUAACAGCUCUAAGACAAUGAUCGUAUUCCCGUUUGGUCCCAGUCCACCUGUGCACCAUACAUUACCGUUGCAUUUGAAACGGGAACACGAUGAACCUGUUGGUAAAAUGAUAACUGCUGAAGUUACUGCGAUUCCGGUCUCGAUCUUUCAGCGUGUCUAACGCACGUUGAUAUCGAGAUUUAGGACACACCUCACAGCUUUUUUUCCAUUAGAAAAAACAGGACUUAAAAACAGGACAACAUAUUUGAUUAAAGUAUCUUGACCUAAAGUCGUUUUACCUUAUAACAGAUUAUUCAAUUACUUAUCCUGCUUAUAUAUUCGUUUAGGCUCCUCCACUUUGAAGUAGUCUGAAUAAUAGAAAAAUUGCCGUUAAGUUUUCCAGCUCGAUGGGAUAACAUCGAGCUGAAAAGAGUAAGUCAUCAUCUCAGGUUAUCCUUCCAAUACUUUAAGGCUGACCAAUAUUUUAUUCCAAAAGCGCUACGGUUAAAAAGAUAUAUUUUCCCUUAAAAAAAGUAUGUUUUUUGAAAAGGUGUAGAAAGUAUUUUAGAUUUUGUGAUAAAAAGU
Molecule: messenger RNA, 2015 nt
Organism: Pocillopora verrucosa
Lineage: Eukaryota; Metazoa; Cnidaria; Anthozoa; Scleractinia; Pocilloporidae
Product: transcriptional regulator ERG homolog
Biological process (GO): regulation of transcription by RNA polymerase II; cell differentiation
Cellular component (GO): nucleus
Molecular function (GO): DNA-binding transcription factor activity, RNA polymerase II-specific; sequence-specific DNA binding
Source: RefSeq, a predicted model, not a curated record